Messenger RNA from Exaiptasia diaphana, 3785 nucleotides. RefSeq names its product laminin subunit gamma-1. The transcript has 12 exons. The record is from RefSeq and is a predicted model, not a curated record. NCBI's taxonomy places the organism in Eukaryota, Metazoa, Cnidaria, Anthozoa, Actiniaria, Aiptasiidae. The annotation marks the transcript as partial.
GUGGACUUUGCUGACAUAACGCUAGAAGGAGAAGGUGGUCUGCAGGUCACAACACAGCUUACAUCACAAAGAAAUCCAAAACCAACCACUGAGUUUCAAACCUACGUGUUCCGCCUCCACGAGCAUCCGUCGUUUGGCUGGGAGCCACGCUUAACUGGCUAUGACUUCCAGAGACUUCUAUCAAACCUCAAGUCGUURAAGAUACGCGUUAAUUACGCGGAUCAGGGCACUGGAAUGUUAGACGACGUAUUUUUUGAGUCAACCGUUUACGACCCAACAUCUCUGCGUCAGGUGAACUGGGUUGAGCAAUGCAGUUGUCCACCACAGUACCGUGGGAAUCAUUGUGAACGCUGUAGCGAAGGUUAUACGCGUGAAUUCGGCGUAGAGAACCGAUACGGAAUCUGUCUCCCAUGCCAGUGUCACGGCCACUCCCAACUGCCAUGUGACCCCGUGACUGGAAAAUGUAUCUGUAUACAUAACACUGCAGGCGCAAAGUGUGACGUAUGCAUAGAUGGUUACUAUGGUAACCCUACCCAGGGUACCCCUCAAGACUGUAAGCGGUGUCCGUGYAAGUUUGGUAAUCGUUGUAUUMAGGUGCAGGAUAGUGUCGUUUGUACCGAUUGUCCUCCAGGUCACUCGGGGAACUUGUGCGACAGGUGUCAAGACGGUUACUAUGGCGACCCCAUGGGUUUAAAAGGCGUCCCAAUUGGUUGUCGAAAGUGUAACUGUAGCGGUAACAUCGAUCCUAACGCAAUUGGCUCGUGCGACCCCCAGACAGGCGACUGCCUUAAGUGUAUCUAUAACACACGUAACGGUCCGUUCAACCAGUGCGAGUUGUGCGCUGUAGGAUAUUACGGAAACGCAACGCACUACCCGAAACCGCAGUGCGAAGCUUGUGAAUGUUAUGCCCAGGGCACUGUAUCACCUCCUGGUCACGAUCCAACAGUUCCAUUCCCUUGUGACGCGCAAGGCCGCUGUACGUGYCUWCCAAAUGUCGUKGGCGACAAAUGUGACAGCUGUAUCCCAGAGUAUUGGAACGUGGGCUCAGGACGAGGAUGCGAGCGGUGUACAUGUGACCCAACUGGUUCCUAUAACAACACWUGUGACGUAAGGACCGGGCAGUGCGCUUGUAAGCCUGGCGUGACUGGUCGGCAGUGUGACCGAUGUGAAAUCGAUCAUUACGCGUUUUCUGAUUCGGGAUGUCUACCCUGUAAUUGCAACCCCCAAGGUUCUCUGAACGUCACGUGCAACGAACAGGGGAUCUGCGAGUGUCGUCCUGGWGUACUGGGCAUUAAGUGUGACUCGUGCAGGGAGAACUAUCAYAACCUSACGGCUGGGUGUAUAGCCUGUCCACCAUGCUACGAUGAAAUUCAAAAACUUGUACAAGGCUUACGAACCAAGCUGCAUGAACUCAUCUACAUUAUCGAUCGAUUCAACACAACUGAUCGUAAARUUAUCGACGUGGACUUUGAAGAUCGUCUCAAGGAUAUCACUUCUCGUGUCAAUAAACUCCUAAARCAGGCYGAGGAGGCCAAUAGCACUGACAAACACCUGCAGAACGAAAUUACUAUGAUUGAUAAACAGGUUAAUGACACAAGGCAGAGGUUAAUUGACGUCUGGCAAAACUCGACCGAUGCAUACUCGAUAGCAGAACAAGGUCUUGGCAAUAUUAGCCAUGCAGAGUCAUCAUUAAACGUUUCAAGGCAUCUUUUGGAUCUCAUUAAUAAACUGUUAAUGGAGGAAGGGUCAAAGGCGUUGAAUGAAUCUGUCAGUAAUGCCAACAAUACGGAUGCUAAUAACAAAAGAAUGAGAGAAAUAUUGGAAAAGACCAAGAAGCUUGCUGACAAACACGAAGCUCACGCUGACGAGAUAACAACAAAGUCCAUCGAGGCAGCAAAUGCAUCUGAACACGUGGUCAAAACCGUCGAUGAAGCUGUGAAUGUCCAGAACCAAACAACAGUUGACAUUGAAGAUCUUUACCGAAGACUCGACGAAACCGAGGAAUUGCAGGAAAUGGCCGAGGCGAACGCUACGGAGGCGCAUCGAAGGUCGAGUGACGCACUGUCAGUAGCCACUGAACUAUACAACAAUGGGACAUCGCCAUUACCAGAGCUAAACAUCACGACGCUAGAAGAAAAAGCCAAUAUGUCUAAAUCUGACGCUCAAAUCUUCAAAAUGAAAUCCGACAAAAUGAUCGAGGAUCUGAAAGGCCUGGUGUCGAGUUUUAAUGGCAAAGAAGAUGAUGUACGAAAGAAGAUGGCUGAAUGGCCUGGUCUUUUGGCUCAACUAAAGCAGUUAUUGACUGAUAUCGAGAAUGCUAAURCCACGGCUUGGGAGGCAUUCKUAAAUGGAGAAAAUACAUUGAAAAAAGCCAAAGAAAUGAAAGAAAUAUUAGAGAAAUUCAAUUCAAUCAUUGAAAAGUCGAGGAAAGAUGCUCAGAUGGCAGAAGCAAACAUACCAGAGAUCGAGAGACUUAUAAAAUCAGCCAAUGACAAGUCUGACAACGCAACUAAUAGCUUGGGAGAUGCUCAGCAAUUGGCCAGUGAGGCAAAGGACAAAGCGAACGACGCCCAGGGUAUMGCACAAGACGCACAAGAGAAAGCUUCAAAAAUAAGAAAUGAAGCAGAAAAUCUUGCUUUACCAGAGGACACAGUGAGUGAACCUGCCAAGAAAGCAGCCGCAAAAGUCGUUGUUCUUAAAGAAAAAGCCAUGAAAGACAAAGACGCCAUUGCAUCCGCCAAAGAACAAGCUAACAACGCAACUGCCGAGGCGAAGAAAGCGCGCGCAAAGAUUGAAGAAGUUCUCAAGAAAUUACUAGCAUUGCUCAAAGCGAUUGAUAGUCUAGACUCUGUGAACGUCACCCAGCUAAACAAACUAGAGGACAAACUCCAAGACGAGCUUAAUGGACUACGAGCCAUAGACGUUUCGGUGAACAACGUGGAAACGACACAGACUAUCAUACGCGAAAGCAUCGAAAAAUACACKGUCGAYAUCAAGCGAYUGGAGAAAGAGAUGGACAUCAUGAAGUCAGUUCUCGAUGCGCUACCCAGAGACUGCAARAAGAAAACUUCUGUGAUAGAAGGGCARGGUUAAUGUUACCAUGACAAUUACCAAUACAUGAUGACGUCAUUAACUAAUGUUACCAUGGUAACUUCAAAAUACAUAUUGACGUCAGUAAUGACUUAAUGAGGGAGGGCGCUUUGGUUGUACAUUAUAUUGUUUUCUUGCUUUCUAAGAAUAUGUACAAUACCAUGUUGUCCAGACAUAAGAUAAGCAAUAAUUUGAGACAUUUUUGGACAUGCCUUUUUAUGGACACAUUUUUCACUUCCAGUUGCUCAAACAGGAAGUUUUAAAAGCCAUUUUUUUACACUGAGAAAAGUAUUUGUAUAUUGUAAGCGAGUGCAUGGCAUUUAUCUGGGAAAACAAUGUUGUCMGUACACUGUUAACCGGCUGGGAUUUCACCCAAUGUGUUUUCUUGGAUUUAUGACAUUCAAACAAACAUAUUCUAUAAAUGGCUUGUAAUAAGAAUUCAGGGUUAAAACAUUGCAUCUAGCAAGGAAACUCCCAAAGAAAUUCAGACUUACUAACCUAGUUUAUUACAAAAAUGUAUGUGGAAAGGACAUUGAAACUGUUUUCUCAUUAAAUUUAGGGUAAUUUGAUAGUAUUAUAUAGUUAAAUCAAAUAGCAAAAAUUUAGAUGUUUUUGUUGCUUCAACGGUUUUCUGUUUUAGGAACCAAAUUUCAAAAAAAUGCAAGUAAUAAAUAAAGUUAUAUUUGUAUCUUGGA